AACUACGUUUCAAAUAAUCAAGCCGACUCUUAUAGUAUUUGUCAUUCUCUCCUCUCCUGUCCCUCUCAUUUUAUUAUUUGCUCUCUGGACUACCUCUGCUUUUCCACUCCCAAUUCCAUCCAUACACACAUAUAUUCCUCAACCACAAUCAUCUCACUCUGCUACUUAAUUUAUAAAUCCAUAAAUUAAUAAAAUCUAUAUUUGAGCAUAAUUCCGCGGUAGAAUUGAUGGCGGUGUUUCUGUACCACGUGGUGGGAGAUCUCACGGUGGGGAAGCCUGAGCUUGUGGAAUUCUCCGACACCGAGACGGUGGAGGCGGCGAUUAAGGCCAUCGGGGAAUCGACCGAGGGAGGAAUCGCGGUGUGGAAACAGAAGAAGAGAUCGGUCAUUGAGAAUGCUGAUUUGAGGCAGAAUCGAUUUGUAGGCAUACUUAAUUCACUUGAUAUUGUUGCCUUUUUGGCCAGGGAGGAAUCUCUGGUUGAUCAGGAUAGAGCGUUGAAGACUCCUGUUUCUCAGGUUGUGGUUCCCAAUAAUUCCUUGCUCAAACAGCUCGAUCCUGCUACUAGAUUGAUAGAUGCACUUGAGAUGAUGAAGCAAGGUGUUCGACGUAUCCUUGUUCCUAAAAGUAUAGGAUGGAGAGGCAUGAGCAAACGAUUUUCCAUUUUAUAUAAUGGCAAGUGGCUGAAAAACACUGACAAUUCUGGCAGCAACAGUAUCAACUCUCUUGCAAAUGCACGCCCAUCUACUUCCACAACCAUUAUUAGAGACAAGUUUUGUUGCCUGUCAAGAGAGGAUGUAAUUUGUUUUCUUAUUGGCUGCCUUGGUGCCCUAGCACCACUUCCUCUCUCCUCCAUAGACUCUGUUGGAGCCAUAAAUCUAAAUUAUUGUUCCAUUGAGGCAUCUGUCCAAGCAAUUGAAGCCAUCAGGAAGGUUCCACAUGAUCCGAGUGCAGUGGCAGUUGUGGAGUCUACAUCAGAUGGUCAAUAUACGAUUAUCGGAGAUAUCUCAGCCACAAAACUUUGGAAAUGUGAUUACUUAGCUGCAGCAUGGGCUCUUGCAAAUCUCUCUGCCGGACAGUUUGUGAUGGGGGUUGAGGAUAACGCCUCAAGAUUGCUCCCCGAUUUUUCUCUUGAUCAAAUCGCUAAAGAUACAAACAUUGGUAAUAACGGGGGUCCAAAAAAACAGAGGAAAUUCAGCAGCAGGAGUAUCGGCUUCUUCAGCAAUUCAAGCCCCAGUUUUGGGGUUGGCAGGAAUAUGUAUCGAGGAAGAAGUGCGCCAUUAACAUGUAAAGUUACGAGUUCACUGGCAGCAGUCAUGGCGCAAAUGUUAUCUCACAGAACAACUCAUGUGUGGGUGACCGAGGCAGAAAACGAAGAUAUUUUGGUGGGGGUGGUGAGCUAUGGUGACAUCUUAGCUGCUGUCACCAAACAACCACCUGCAGCUUUACCUGAAACUCAAUUAUCCUAAUAGAAAACCAUAAUUUCAACCUCUCAGCGUGUGUUACUUUCAUAUGAUUUUUUGUUCAUGAUGUUUAUACAUUUUUAGUAUAUUUCCCGUUGUAAUAAAACAAUCUUUGUCGGCUUAUUGUAUCAUAUUGGAUAAUUGGCCGGUAACUUGAUGUUUUCUUCUA
Molecule: messenger RNA, 1629 nt
Organism: Daucus carota subsp. sativus
Lineage: Eukaryota; Viridiplantae; Streptophyta; Magnoliopsida; Apiales; Apiaceae
Product: CBS domain-containing protein CBSX6
Exons: 2
Coding region: 228-1466 (412 amino acids)
Cellular component (GO): nucleus; cytoplasm
Source: RefSeq, a predicted model, not a curated record